Molecule: messenger RNA, 943 nt
Organism: Paramecium tetraurelia
Lineage: Eukaryota; Ciliophora; Oligohymenophorea; Peniculida; Parameciidae
Exons: 2
Source: RefSeq, a predicted model, not a curated record
AUUUACAUUUACAUUUUAUAAGUGUUUGUAAAAUGCAAAAAAGUUCAUAUUCUUGAAUAGGUUUUAUAGUACUUUGAAAUUCGUAAUAGCUUUGAUUUUAAGCUUUAGUUUGAAUUGUUAAUCAGCUAAUAUUAUGUAAUGGUUGGUGAUAUUGACACUGCAUUCAAUUGUAGCAUAUUUCUAUUACACCAAAUUAUAUCAAUUUUUGAAUGACAUAGGAGUUGUAAUAGAAAUAGCAGAAAGUUUAAAUCAUGCAAUAAUAUUCGAAGAAGGACAUUCUCUACCCUAAUCUCAAGGAGAUCAACUAUUUGAAUUUGUAGUGCCCUCGAAUCAAGACUCGUAUUUCUAUCUGAGUCAAGACGAGAGAGAGAGAAGAUAAAUCAUACUUACAGAGCAAAUCAAAUCUGAAGUUUCAAUGAGAAACAGAACCAUUUAUUAUGUGCGAAUCUUCAAUGCCUUGACAAAUCAAAUACUCAUAAUUUGGGCAAUAUGCAUCUAAGCCAAAAUGGAACCCAUUGAUAAUUGCUAUAGAAAUUUGGUCACUUUUUAGGUGAUAUUCCUAGUGAUAUCAGUGUAUCAGUAUUGGGAACUGUACGUGUUAUGCUUAAUAAUUUUGAUAUCAUUACCAUUCAUUCUCUUAAUGUUAUUAUGGAAGAAGUUGAAAUAAUAAAAAUAGAGUUACGAAAAUCAGUAAAUUUUAAAAGAACUUAUAUUAAAUGCAAAAGUGAUUUAUCAAUGUGAAAAUGUAUAAGGUGAUCAGGAAUGUGGAAUUUGCCUAUAAGUUUACUGUAGAAAUGAAGAAUUGUUGGUCCUUCCUUGCAACUAAUAACAUCAUUUUCAUCUGCAUUGCAUAAAGGCUUGGCUAAUUUUAAAUUUUAGUUGCCCAAAAUGCAGAUCAAAGAUUAGUGAUUACAGAACCACUUAAUAAACAAGCAUUUUAUGA